Messenger RNA from Harpegnathos saltator (Jerdon's jumping ant), 1662 nucleotides. RefSeq lists its product as uncharacterized. Bases 1 to 1662 code for a protein of 553 amino acids. The record is from RefSeq and is a predicted model, not a curated record. Lineage: Eukaryota; Metazoa; Arthropoda; Insecta; Hymenoptera; Formicidae. The transcript is spliced from 6 exons.
AUGAUGAAUCCGCAGCGAGUAGGAAACGAAAACGUAGUUGAUGACAUUGGCAAAGCGACGGAAACAACAUUACCAAAAGCCUUCGAGUUAAAAGAUACUGCAGCCAAAGGUCCAUUUCCGCAUUUAUUUAACACUGUCGAAAAUCAACAUCACAUCGGACUGAUAUUAGAUACAAGAUACUAUUCUCCUGAAACGAUGAGACCGCCUGAGCGUGAGCAGUUUUUAGAAUGGCACGAGGACAUGGUGCGCAAAAACAUAGAAUUUGAUUUCCAAUGGGAAAUUGUGAGCUAUUGCCGGAACGAUGUCGAUAUUCUUCGAUGGGCUUGUCUUGCAUUCCGUAAGAUUUUCCUGGAUCGUGGAAAAAAGCUAGGUUACAUCGUAAUGGAGAAGUGGGAGUGCUUCUUCGAUCGGAAGUUACAGGACAAUCAACCGAUGCGCGAUUUCCUUGCGAAUCACUCGAUGUUAGAAACUGAGCCUCUCGAUCCUCGCGAAGCGUUCUUUGGUGGUUAUACAGAGAACAUCGUCACCCGGUGCGAUAUUAUGGGUACGGAGAAAUUACGUAGACGUAUGCUCCUUGUACCCGUUUGUGCUAAAGACGGGCUCUUUUCCGCUCGGUCACCCGGACGUAUACGUGGGCGAAGAAUGUUCUGCCUUGAUUGUUGCUGCGAGACAUUUUCUCAAUCUCCGUGCACACAUGAUAAUCCGGCCGGUCGAGAAUUUGAGGGUACCUGGGUAUCCUGUGAACUACGGAAGGCUAUAGAGAAGGGCUAUAGUAUCAGGUCUGUGAGCGAGAUAUGGAAAUAUAAGAUUUCGCAAUACGACCCAAGUACUCUGUUGGGAGGUAUGUUUGCGGGAUAUAUCAACUGCUUUCUGCAACUUAAGCAGGAGGCUAGCGGAUGGCUUGCUGAAUGCACCGACGAUGAAGAGGCCAAAGAGCGAUACCUGCGGGAAUACGAAAAAACAGAAGGUAUUGUUCUCGAUAGAAACAACAUCGCGCGAUCUAAUCUGCCGAAUACCGAGGUCGUUAAGACGCGUGAACAUUUCAUGUCGCUGCUCACGAGUCCCGAGCAUGAAAUCACAAACAUAUUGCCCGUGAACGAUAAGGUUCUCUAUGUCUCAUGGCGAUUACGACAAGAGGCGCUUGUUCCCUCUGCAACUACAAGCGUCGUAAUAGCGGCCUACACGGCACAGGCACGCUUGAAAUUCACCGGUGACCCCAAUGAGUACAAGCCGCGUACGGGUAAUUUCUUGGGCGAUAUGACGAACGAACUCGAAAGUUAUGGUCAAGGUAGCUACAUAGAAUCCUUUGUAUCCGGAGGCCCAAAAUUUUAUGCCUAUGUCGUUCGCACUCCACAAGAUAAAAUCCAUGAAGUUUGUAAAGUAAAGGGAAUAACCCUGAACUUUGAGACUUCGAAAUAUAUUAAUUUUAGUAGUAUAAAAAAUUUAUUAGUCACCAAUAAAAUACCUAUCGAUGAGAACGAGGAAGAGAAGAAGGAGGAUGCGAGGAAAACUUCGAUAAAUCUACGUUUUAGAGCGAUUCAUCGUACAUGGUUUCACGACAUUGUAACGAGAGACGAGAGCAAGUCAUGCGUGCCGGUGCUCCUAAAACGUAGAUUCGACGACACAGGUCCCUCUGUGCCAUGCGGUUACGUAGUGGCGUAA